Messenger RNA from Oryza sativa Japonica Group (Japanese rice), 3057 nucleotides. RefSeq names its product receptor-like protein kinase HERK 1. Gene Ontology annotation, biological process: protein phosphorylation. Gene Ontology annotation, molecular function: ATP binding; protein kinase activity. Lineage: Eukaryota; Viridiplantae; Streptophyta; Magnoliopsida; Poales; Poaceae. The record is from RefSeq and is a predicted model, not a curated record.
ACUAAUCAAAUACCCAUAUGCUAAACACAAGCUUGAUCAAACACCCCCCAUCUCAACCAACAACAAAACAAGUUCUUAUUCCACAAGCCCUUUCAUCACUACAAAGCCUACAAAACUCGAGUAUUAUCUUCAUCCAUCCCUAAUCCAACCAGGCACAGGCUCAGUUCUCCUGUUGGUAGCAGUUGCCUUCCCUGUUCCUAGCUUCACAUCGUCGUCGUCAAGCUGCAGGUUUCUGAACAAGAGAUCGUCACCCAUGCGGCCAUGGUGGGGCAACCUACUCUGAUCAGCUUGGCUCUGGUUCUAUUCUAGCCUAGAGCGCGUUGAUCAAUCGCCGAUGCUCUGGCGGCCGGAGUUCUUGCGCCAUGGCAACCGUUCUUGAGAUGCUCGUGCAGCUCGCCGUCGUUGUCACGGUGCUAUGCGCCGCCGUGCGAGCGUACACCCCGGCGGACAGCUACCUCUUCCUCUGCGGCACGUCCGGGAACGCCACCGUCGAUGGCCGGACGUUCGUCGGGGACGCUGGUCUGCCGGCCUCGGUGCUGAUGGCGCCCCAGAGCACCGAGGCCAACAUGCCGGCGAACCAGGUCACUGGCGCCGGCGACGACUCGCCGGCGCUGUACCAGUCAGCGCGCGUGUUCACGGCGCCGGCCAACUACGCGUUCUCCGCUAAGCCUGGCCGCCACUUCGUCCGCCUCCGCUUCUUCCCCUUCCGGUACCAGUCUUACGACCUCGCCGCGGACGCGGCGUUCAAUGUGUCCGUGCAGGGCGUGGUGUUCGUCGACGGGUACACGCCCAAGAACGGCACGGCCGUGGUCAGGGAGUUCUCCGUGAACAUCACCGGUAGGGCGCUGGUGAUCGCGUUCACGCCGACGGGCAAGAAGGUGGCGUUCGUCAACGCCAUCGAGGUGGUGUCCCAUCCCGACGAGCUCAUCGGCGACACCGCGCCGAUGGUGAAUCCGCGGAACCAGUCCCAGUACACCGGGUUGACGGCGAAGGCGCUGGAGACGGUGCACCGGAUCAACAUGGGAGAGCCCAAGGUCACGCCGAACAACGACACGCUGUGGAGGACAUGGCUGCCGGACUGGACCUUCCUGCACGAGAGCAGCUUCGCGGCGCACAAUCAAGUGUCUCCGGCGAUGAUCAAGUACCAAAGUGGCUACGCGACCUCGCUGACGGCGCCCUCCGCGGUGUACACCACCGUGACGGAGUUGAACACGACGGCGGCGAUGGUCGGCAACACGCAGGCGCAGCUCAACCUGACGUGGAAGUUCAACGCACCGGCCGUCUCGGACUACCUCCUCCGGCUCCACUUGUGCGACAUCGUCAGCAAGGCGACGCUCGGUGUGGUGUUCAAUGUCUACGUCGGCCAGUGGCGGGUUCUCCAAGACUACGAGUCUUCCGGCGACACGUUCAGCCUUCUUGCCACGCCGCUCUAUAAGGACUUCGUCCUUGCCGCCAGUGAUGCGGCGAAGGGUACAAUCACGGUGAGCAUCGGGUCAUCGACGGCAACCAACGCGUUGCCCGGCGGCUUCCUGAACGGCCUCGAGAUCAUGAGAAUUGUCGGGAGCACCGGCUCCAUCGACGGCGCCACGUCGCCGCGCGGCUCAAAGAUCAAGACCGGGAUCAUCGCCGGAUCGGCCGUGGGCGGGGCGGUGUUGGCGAUUGCUCUCGGGUGCGUCGCCGUCAGGAUGCUGCGGAGGAAGAAGAAGCCGGUGAAGCAGCCGUCGAACACCUGGGUGCCGUUCUCGGCGAGCGCGCUGGGCGCCCGCUCUCGCACCAGCUUCGGCAGGAGCAGCAUCGUCAACGUCGUCACGCUGGGGCAGAACGGCGCCGGCGCCGGCGCCGGGUACCGCUUCCCGUUCGCGGCGCUGCAGGAGGCGACGGGCGGGUUCGAGGAGGAGAUGGUGAUCGGCGUGGGCGGGUUCGGGAAGGUGUACAGGGGCACGCUCCGGGACGGCACGCAGGUGGCCGUGAAGCGCGGGAACCGGCUGUCGCAGCAGGGGCUCAACGAGUUCCGCACGGAGAUCGAGCUGCUGUCCCAGCUGCGCCACCGCCACCUCGUCUCGCUCAUCGGCUACUGCGACGAGCGCGGCGAGAUGAUCCUGGUGUACGAGUACAUGGCGAAGGGCACGCUCCGGAGCCACCUGUACGGCUCCGACCUGCCGCCGCUGCCGUGGAAGCAGAGGCUGGAGGCGUGCAUCGGGGCCGCGAGGGGGCUGCACUACCUGCACACCGGCUCGGCCAAGGCGAUCAUCCACCGGGACGUCAAGUCGGCCAACAUCCUCCUCGACGACGGCUUCAUGGCCAAGGUCGCCGACUUCGGGCUGUCCAAGACCGGGCCGGAGCUGGACAAGACGCACGUCAGCACCGCCGUCAAGGGCAGCUUCGGGUACCUCGACCCGGAGUACUUCCGGCGGCAGAUGCUGACGGAGAAGUCCGACGUCUACUCCUUCGGCGUCGUCCUGCUCGAGGUGCUCUGCGCCCGCGCCGUCAUCGACCCGACGCUGCCCCGGGAGAUGGUGAACCUGGCGGAGUGGGCGACGCGGCGGCUCAGGGACGGCGAGCUCGACCGGAUCGUGGACCAGAAAAUUGCCGGGACGAUACGGCCGGACUCGCUCAAGAAGUUCGCCGACACCGCCGAGAAGUGCCUCGCGGAGUACGGCGUGGAGCGGCCGAGCAUGGGGGACGUGCUCUGGUGCCUCGAGUACGCGCUGCAGCUGCAGGUGGCGUCGCCGGACAGCUCUGUCACGACGCUUCAGCGCAGCUCGUCGAUCUCAAGCGUCGUGACAGACGCCACCGUGAGUGCGAACCUGGGGGACCUCGACGGCAUGUCCAUGAAGAGAGUAUUCUCAAAGAUGCUCAAGAGCGAGGAAGAGGGCAGGUGAAGGAUUGAAGCAAGAAAUGUUCUAGUAUACUAGCAUCUGGAGAAAGAUGCACUAAACUGCAUUAUGGUACAGUGAUAGGAUACCACAGUUGGCAAUGUAGGAGUAUAUCACGCCAGUAAACACAAUGCAAAUGCAAAGCAACACACCAGUAAUAACGAGUAUAUAUUCUCACGAA